UACGUACGCCUUUGGUUACAUAAGAGUUGAUACGACAUAAAAUAACUUGUACAUUGAGGGUUUGAGAUGCGUGUUCUAUUACGCUGUCAUAAAUUUCUCUGCUAUAUUUUCUUGUAUACCUGAAGAAUGUUGCUAAUGACAGAUAAAAUUCUGUGAUACUGUAGUUCUGGGGACUUUAGAACAACCGGCUUUGGCCUUUUUCAUGUCCCUGGUUGAGCUUUCUGGAGUCCGGCGCUGUACAGUUUAAGUAAAAGCUACUCAAAACUUGGGUUAGAGCUGCUGCUUUCUCGAUUGCUUUUCUUGUUCGUAUUCCAAAAUUUUGUCACUAUGGUCUCCUUGUCUGCUUCAGUGAAUAAAUUAGACAUACAUUUUAGAAAAUCAAUGGGCAUGUCUAGGUCCAAUUAUAUUCUACUGGGAAAAGAUCAGGGUUUUAUCUAUAAGUAUUUUUAAGUUAAAGGAUGAAGAAAUUUUUGAAUAGUAUCUCUCAUGUAUAAUAAUUGUGACUAAUAUGAGUGCUAAGGACGUAAUCUCUGCUCUCAAAGCUAAGUACAGUAUCAGUAGUUACAUUAGCAGAGUAUGAGUCCAUAUUAUCUUGGGUGUUGUGAAUAUUAGAUAUAAUAAAAUAUUCAUAAAUUAUUUUCUCAGCCUUUCAUCAUUGGAUGUGUGUGUGUGUGUGAUAUUUACACUCAGUUACUUAUUUGAAAUAAAGCAUUUUCUCACAGUGGGAUAUCUUCUGAGACUACCCUUGUGAGAAUGUUUCCAUGCCCACUUGUCUUUCUACUUAGAAAUAAUGACUUUAACUGCUUUUAUUGUUCUUACAGUGGCUGAAGAAUUUCUUAGUUCCUGAGUUUGCUUUUGUUGCCUUGCCCUGAGUUAUUAGAUUGUGUGUGUGUGUGUGCGCGCGUGCGUGUGUGUGACAAAGACUUGAAUAGAAGAAGCUGAUACUGUUUAGCUGAUUAACUCUUCUUUCUCUUCCUCCUCUUCCUCUCCCUUCCCUUCUCUCUCUCCUCCUCCCCUCCCUCCUCCUCUCCCUCCUCCUCUCCCUCCUCCUCCCUCUCCUCCUCCUCUUCUCCCUCCUUCUUUUCUUCCUCUUCCUCCUUUUCUCCUUUCUUCUUUGUAGCAUUCACUUUUUUUCUAUUUAGAAGACUAAAAGCUUUACUUCAUUUUUUACAAUGAUUCAAUUUAGCCAUAGAAUUAAGUUAUAGAUAUUAUGUUUAAUCUCAGAUGUUUCUCUUACUGUUUCUCCAUCUGACUUCCUUUGAGUUCACUUUUAGGAAUCUAAAGUAGAUGGGAAGAAUAUUUAGGAGAUGGAGAAGAGAUGUAAAAAUCCCUUUUCUUGGUUUUAGAAAGUGUUAACCCUUUUUGGGCUGGAACUUUUAUGCUUUGUAUUCACCAAUUAGAAUAAAACAGGGAUAAAAUAGAGGGAAAUGUACACAACACUUUGUCUGUUGUAUUCACUUUUUGCUAAAGGUUUACUUAGCUGCGUCACUGUGUCAGAUGUAGUAAGUAGAAGUACAACUCCUAAAUGUUUGUCAGAAGAACCUGCUUGCAUAUUAGAUGAUAUGUGCUUCAUGUACAAUUACUGUUGGCCUGUCACUGGAUAUCACCGAUUUAAUACGUUCUAAGUUAAGAGAACAACGGCAUUUUCAAUUUUAUUACCGUGUGCCAUGUAGAAAUAUACAAGGAUAAAAUUGAACUCUAAAUUACCUAUGCUCACUUUACACUCACAGUUUGAGAAUGAUUAUGCAUUUAUGACCACAUUAUUCUGCCUAACCCACAUAGAUUACUUUGUGAUUUGGAAAAUUCAGUGCUUGAAGAAUUUUAUGUUCAUAUAUAUAAGGGGAUUGUAAUAAUAUAAAUUAAUUACAUGUUAUUACCAUACUAUGUAUUUUAUUUUACUGUCUUUUUACCCUAUUAACAAAUGUUUACCUUUUCAUCACAGCUCACAAUUAAAAAGAAAAUUUUAAUGAGUUUAUAGCAAUAGCCAAUGGCCAUUUUUUUUCCAUAAGUUUUUAGUUGUGUGGACUACUGUCUUUAACGUAUUCUUUUUUUUUUUUUUUUCUGCUUGAAUCCUGGGUGAAUAAAGAUAUACUAAGAAGAUGAAAUUCCCACAGUGGUGGGCAUCUUCAGUGCUUUUGGCCUCGUCUUCACUGUCUCUCUCUUUGCCUGGAUCUGCUGUCAGAGAAGAUCAGCCAAAUCCAACAAGACUCCUCCAUACAAGUUUGUGCACGUGCUUAAAGGAGUUGAUAUCUACCCAGAAAACCUAAGUAGCAAAAAGAAGUUUGGAGGAGAUGACAAGAGUGAAGUGAAGGGUAAAGCCGCUCUGCCCAACCUUUCCCUGCAUCUUGACCUAGAGAAGCGAGACCUCAAUGGCAACUUCCCCAAAGCCAACCCCAAAGCUGGCAGCUCUUCUGAUCUGGAAAAUGUCACCCCAAAGCUCUUUACGGAGACAGAAAAGGAGGCCAAUUCCCCUGAGAGCUUGAAGUCCAGCACUUCCCUCACGUCAGAGGAGAAACAAGAGAAGCUGGGGACACUCUUCUUGUCUCUAGAGUACAACUUCGAGAAGAAAGCAUUUGUGGUGAACAUCAAGGAAGCCCAGGGCUUACCAGCCAUGGACGAGCAAUCCAUGACCUCUGACCCGUACAUCAAAAUGACAAUCUUACCAGAGAAGAAGCACAGAGUGAAGACCAGAGUGCUCAGGAAGACGCUGGACCCUGUUUUUGAUGAAACCUUCACAUUCUAUGGAAUCCCUUAUCCCCACAUCCAAGAGCUCUCCUUGCACUUUACAGUUCUGAGUUUUGACAGGUUUUCUAGAGAUGAUGUCAUUGGAGAAGUCCUGAUUCCUCUUUCAGGGAUUGAAUUAUCAGAUGGAAAAAUGUUAAUGACUAGAGAGAUCAUCAAGAGAAAUGCUAAGAAGUCUUCUGGCCGGGGUGAACUUCUGGUCUCUCUCUGUUAUCAGUCCACUACAAACACGCUCACUGUGGUGGUCUUAAAAGCGCGGCACCUACCGAAAUCUGAUGUGUCUGGACUUUCAGAUCCCUACGUCAAAGUGAACCUGUACCAUGCCAAGAAGAGAAUCUCUAAAAAGAAGACUCACGUUAAGAAAUGCACUCCCAACGCAGUGUUCAAUGAACUGUUUGUCUUUGAUAUUCCUUGUGAGAGUCUUGAAGAAAUCAGUGUUGAAUUCUUGGUUUUGGAUUCUGAAAGGGGAUCCCGAAAUGAGGUGAUUGGACGGUUGGUCCUGGGUGCCACAGCAGAAGGAAGCGGUGGGGGGCACUGGAAGGAGAUCUGUGACUUCCCCAGGAGACAAAUUGCUAAGUGGCACAUGCUCUGUGAUGGUUAGCUUCCUGGCCAUGAGCUGCAACUUAAAGAUUUUUACUAGGCAAGAAGCAAUUUUCUUUCUUAUACACGAUUGUAAGCUUGCAGCACAGCAAGCUACUUUAUUAUUUAUUUUUAUUUACUUAUUUGUUUUGGUUAGAAGUGGAUUAAGUUAAUAGACCAGAAAAUAGUUGUAAAUGUGUAUUAUGAUAAUUUCCUCUUUUAUUAGAGGUGUUGGCCAAGUUUUCAUAAGAUAUUCAGUUUCCCUCUGUGUGGUAUUAAGUGGGCCAACCCAGCCUGUUAUGAGCACCCUAGCUUAACCUUGUCACAGAUGUGUGUUGUAGGUGAUGGUUUCAGUUUUGCUUGGUAGUGGAAAUCAGGUGAUUGUUAGAGUUAAAAAUGAGAACCACACCUUUUUGUAUGAAAAUUAAUCCAUGUUUCUUCAGGUUGGGGGAGAUAGGUUUUAUUUAAAUCCAAAGAUAUUUCCAAAAUGUCCUCAAGUCUGGUUUUUUUUUUUUUAGUUAAAUACGUCAUGUACAAAUGAUUGUCUUAUAUAUCAAAGUAUGCUGUAAUUUUCAUGGUGAUUAUUUGAUACAGUCUCAUCAUAAGAAGGGUAGCUUAGGUUCAUUUCAUAAAUACAGCAAACAAGUUGAGAAAUUAAUUUAUAAAAGGGCUGAAUUGAAGAACACUGUGGUUGAUAUGAGAUUUUUUUUUGUUCCAUCACAUGUGAGUCAUGUAAAAUUUAACUUCACCUAAGAACCAUGGUCUUGAAUUAUUCACUGCCUGUCAGAAGCCUCAGUGUGGCCUAAGAUACUCCUAUUUACCAUUGUGAAGUUGUCAGACUAGUGAAAAAAAAUAAACCUAAGCUAGCAAUUCAGUUAGGAAUACAUUUUUUUAAAUAUAAAAAUCUAUCAGUGUACAAGUGUAUUUUCAAGAUUGUCUUUCCCCCUCAGAGUAGACAUGGCUACUUAAGUUUUUAACUUACUCUUACCGAGAAAGAACUAAGCGACUUAAAAAGAAAGAAAAGAAAAGAAAAAAAAAACUUGUGGAAUUCAUUGUCAAGUUGAAGUCAACCACAUUAAGUAAAAGACUAAGACAAGAAAAGAGUAAGCCUUUCAGAAUUUACAAAUAUUCACAAAAUACAGUUAAGCUGUAAAAAUAGCAGAGACAGUGUGUUCUUCGCUGUCUUUAGACGCCAGUUUGUUUUGAGCUGUUAUUUUUAAGAUAGCUUAAAUUAUCGUGUCUUGUGCCACUCCCAAUUGCUAAGUUCUGAAAUUCUUGCAAAACCUGUGUGAGGCGAGCAGAGCUCUGGCAUUUCCUGGGAAGACUUAAUUCAAUGGCAAUGUCUUUAUAUUUGAGUCAUCAGAGACUCAUGAGUAUGACUUAGGUCCAGCCGAAUUAUUAAAUAUGCAAGUUAGAGAUAAUGUCUACUGGAAAUUUUACCUUUGAGUCAAGUUUUGUGUCAGUGCUUUAGCAUUUUUGAGAAUGUGUUUGAUAUCACAGUGUUUGUAAAUUCGAUGAAAAUGUAUUUCUGAACCACUUGUCUGUGCUUUUUAUGACUACGACAAAACUCUGACUUUCUAUAAGGAGAUAUAUUUCAUUCUGUUUGUACAAAAAUUUUAUGCCUUCCCCUCACUCAUCGCCAUCCAGUGACAACGUCAUCUGACAUCUCUGCCUACUCAGCAGUCUGAGAAUAACAUGGAGUGAGCUGCGGUCAUGUGGAGUUGGGGAGGCCAGGCGGCCUCUGCAUGUAUGUACAUUUGAUGUCAUAGGCCAUGGAACCUGUGGAGCUUGGAGCUUUAAUGUCAAGAGACUUCAUUUCCAAGUAUCCCACAGAAUGGCAGGAAGCUGAUGGUGACCCAGGUUAUAGGAUGUUUGGUGGAAAAAAAAUUUUUUUUUUUAAAAUAGAAAAUAAAUCUGACAACAAAUACUUUAAAAAUUGUAAAUAGUUUUUAGUUUUACGACUUAAAGUGUUUUGAUGGGGAAAGUUGAUUGAAACUAUAACUGGUUUUAAGGGAAAAAAAAGAGAGAAACACAAGAAAGGAGAAAA
Messenger RNA from Mus musculus (house mouse), 5368 nucleotides. RefSeq names its product synaptotagmin IV (gene Syt4). NCBI's taxonomy places the organism in Eukaryota, Metazoa, Chordata, Mammalia, Rodentia, Muridae. Bases 2612 to 3343 code for a protein of 243 amino acids. The record is from RefSeq and is a predicted model, not a curated record. Gene Ontology annotation, biological process: negative regulation of catecholamine secretion; regulation of endocytosis; insulin secretion involved in cellular response to glucose stimulus. Gene Ontology annotation, cellular component: membrane; astrocyte projection; cytoplasmic vesicle membrane. The transcript has 4 exons. Gene Ontology annotation, molecular function: protein homodimerization activity; SNARE binding; phosphatidylserine binding.